Molecule: messenger RNA, 2340 nt
Organism: Didymella exigua CBS 183.55
Lineage: Eukaryota; Fungi; Ascomycota; Dothideomycetes; Pleosporales; Didymellaceae
Exons: 3
Coding region: 9-2039 (676 amino acids)
Biological process (GO): regulation of DNA-templated transcription; DNA-templated transcription
Molecular function (GO): DNA binding; DNA-binding transcription factor activity, RNA polymerase II-specific; zinc ion binding
Source: RefSeq, a predicted model, not a curated record
CUUAUGCCAUGUCCAAGGCUCAAAUGCCGGGUGUUCCUGCUGGCUCGGCUGGCGUAGAUCCCGCUUACUGGACCCACGAGCUGUCGAACGGCUCUUUGUCUCCACGGACAUUGCAGCCGUCACCAGAGAGUUACUCGUCAACGCACGGCAGCGUGUCGCAAAGUAUCACGCCUACUGCGCAGACACCACAAUCUGAUAACAGUCGAAAGAACUCAUCUGUGGAGAACGAACAGCAAAAUGUAUCGAAAAGCAAGGCUGCCGCCGACGCCAGUCAAAGAGCGUCUGUCGCCGUUGCGUGUGUACCAUGCCGUAGCCGGCAUUUGAAGUGCGAUGGUGGUGUACGCUGUUCACGGUGUCGAGCAGAUAGUGUCGAAUGUACCUACAUCAAGUCACGGCGUGGUUGGAAGGGCAAGAGGAAGAACAAGCCAGAAGAUCAACAGGUCUCGCCAGUCGCCAUUAACGGCGCGCAACAACUUCAACCCAUCAACAAUGGCCAUAUGGUCAGUCCUAGUGCUAUGGUCGCUCCCAGUGCUCAACUAUCAUCGCCUAACUCCUACUACAACGGCGAAAUAGCAAACUUGCACCAACUCAGCCCAAACAAUGGCCUCGGCGCUCAGCAAUCAAUGCCUCCACCGGCUGCUCCCCCGCAACUGAAUCUUAAUGGCACCCAAAGAUUGAACAAAUUUGGACAAAUUGGCCCCGAGAAUGCGAUACAAGCGUUCUAUCACUACUUUUACAACGCACAUCCCUUCUGCUUACCGGAACCAAGACUUAUGGAGGUUUUUCACCAAAGGAAGGCACCAUUGCUCGAGAUUGCGGUACAAUACCUUGGCUCAAGUUACCUGCCUGCGAUUCCCACAGCCAUGUACAAAGAAGCUUUGGACCGACAUAUCGACAGCGGUAGUUACGCAAGAGAUGGCUGGUCGGUGCAGGCAUUGGUGCUAUAUUCAAUUGGCCUUCACGCCAACAACGAAGUGCCACGAGCUGCUCAAAUCUUUGCCAUCGCGCAGGAUCUGACACUGGAAGUUGGGCUCAACCGCAUGGAGUACGCUCUGAUGCAUGGAGAGUCAAACCCACAACUCGAAGAGAGCUGGCGGCGAACGUGGUGGGGAAUAUACUGCGCGAACGGCAUGCUCUGUGCCGUCAACCCCGGUGUCCAAUUCAAACUCAAAGACAUCCUCACAGACGUCCCACUACCAUGUGAUAACGACCAAUACUUUUCAGGUCACAUCCCCUAUCCUGCCAGCCUCCAAGACUACGACGACUCAGCCUUUAUGCCCUCUAUCCCCGUCUACUCAUCCUACACCUACCUUAUCGACGCUAUCCGCAUCCUAGGCAAAGUCUUCGAAUGCGCCCGCCUCGACUCGGCCUUCGAAUACCACGCCGUUGACGUUGUCGAUCAGUACCUAAUAAACUGGCGUCUGCACCUCCCCGUGAAUAAACUCGACAUCAUCAACAAGGACGGGUCGGUCGACGAAGUGCUGUUCCAGGCGCACAUGGUCAACGCAGGAAGCACGAUCAUGUUGCACCGACCGCGGAGCAAUCUGGGCUUUGGCCGCGUCGAAGGGGUGAACAUAUGCGUGCAGCCGGGGCAAGUGCUGUUGCCAACGCAGACGCGGGAGAUUCACACGGCGAAGUGUCUCACCUCCGCCGAGAACAUCUCGUCGUUGAUACGCCUUCCAGGGCAACUGCUGAACCACACGCCCUUCUUCACGUGUGUCGUGGUCAUGGCCAGCGUCGUGCACCUUUCGUACUGGUCCUUCCUGGUUCCGGACGGCCAAGACGAUAUCCUCAAGCAGUCAAUUCGCCUCGAUGUUGGCACGCUGCAGCAGUACAGCAACACGUGGCCAAUUGCGAGCGUAGUGCUGAGUCAAGUGCGGGGCGUGGCGCACACGCUGUUCAACAGCAAGAAAGCGAUGAGUAUUCACUUGUGGAGCAAUAUUGCGCAGGGCGAUGUGAUCAGAGAUGUAAUUGAAGAGGGAGGUAGUGUGCCGCCGCAGCAGUAUGCGCAGUUGAUUGCUCCGAUGCUGAAGUCGUAGAGCGUCUACGAGCGCGCUGCGCAUAGAACAACGCAUAGGCAUUACAGUGCCGUUCUUCAGUUCGCUCAGCUGCAACCGCGUUACUUAGCAUGCACUAUUACAAUACCACUUGGGCGUUCCAUGUCCUUCUGGUCAGCAGGCGCAGAAAAACAGCAACGAGAAUACAAUUUACGGUGUAAACAAGUCGUAAAUGUUGUCUAAUGAGGUGCGGUCAUCGAUUGAAGCAGUUUGCGUAUCGCAGACAGAACCCAGUAUUGUAGUCCCCUGUUACCACUCAAACAUGACAUCAAAGCGUAUUUGU